AUGUCUUUGCAUUACUUUGCAGCAGGCAGCAGUAGAAACAACAGUAAUCCAGCUGACAGCUGCUCCUAUCGGUUUAUCUCAAGUUCUCAUAAGGAUCUCCCGGAGAACAGACAAUAUAAGCUUACCGUGAGACAACAACCGCAACAAUCGAAAGCAUGCAUCACCAACGAUCAUGAUUAUCGGCAUUCAAUUGACCCAGCUCCAAUUCUCCAGCUCGAAUGGCUAAAUUGUUCUUCAUCCCAAACAAAACAAUGCCUUCAAAGCCCUUUUUACUUCGUUGCAGUGAACAUUGUUUCUGCCAACGACACCACACAACUGCUACCAAUUGACCAAUACCUCGUUGGGACAACGGCUUCUUCCCUUUAUCGUCUCAGGGACCUGGAUGAUGCAGAUGCCGGCUUUUUCAUCUUUACUGAUUUAGCUGUCAAGCAAGAAGGAGAAUAUAGAUUACAUUUUAGCCUCUUUGAGAUUGCUGGUGAUAAUGUCCAAAACCGACAAAGCAUGCUCUCCGAUACAUUCACAGCGUAUGAACCAAAGCGAUUUCCUGGUCCUUUAGAGCCAACCACCUUAUCACGCUGCCUCUACAACCAAGGCAUCAAGAUGCGUAUCCGAAAAGAGUAUCGUCGUCAAGCUGUGAAUGCAAAAACGGCAACUACAAGGAAACGCAGUUUUCAAAUCAUUGACUGCCAACAACAGCGUAAUGCAUCACCAGCAGCGGCAACUAGCAGCAAGUCAAACAUGUUGCAUAAACGAUCCAAACAUGAACGGACUUUUCUUCCAGCAUAUGCUACGAAUGAUGCAUACUUUGGCAAAUGGCAAACAACUUUGCUUAAGAAGCAGCAGGAGCAGCAGCAUGCCACAGGCAUCCCAUCACCUCCCACAUCCAUUGCCGGUACAACUCCUCCUCCACCUGACAUCCGUCCUACGAGCCAUCACUAUGCAGCCCCUUCGAUUCUUCACUCCUCCCGUUGUUGGGGAAGACUUUACCACCUCCACUUAAUACCCUUCGCUCGUCAACGCAGCCUGUCUAGUCACCCUUUAUUGUAA
Messenger RNA from Lichtheimia ornata, 1047 nucleotides. RefSeq lists its product as uncharacterized. Bases 1 to 1047 code for a protein of 348 amino acids. NCBI's taxonomy places the organism in Eukaryota, Fungi, Mucoromycota, Mucoromycetes, Mucorales, Lichtheimiaceae. The record is from RefSeq and is a predicted model, not a curated record. The transcript has 7 exons.